Molecule: messenger RNA, 2237 nt
Organism: Saccostrea echinata
Lineage: Eukaryota; Metazoa; Mollusca; Bivalvia; Ostreida; Ostreidae
Product: GPI mannosyltransferase 3-like
Exons: 8
Coding region: 170-2107 (645 amino acids)
Biological process (GO): GPI anchor biosynthetic process
Cellular component (GO): endoplasmic reticulum membrane
Molecular function (GO): alpha-1,2-mannosyltransferase activity
Source: RefSeq, a predicted model, not a curated record
UACGAAUACAUAUUCUCUGCUGCAUUAGUGCUUUUUAUUGAUUAUUUAAAAUUAUUCUUGUUGAAAGUACUCAUAGAGUAUGUGAUCGAUCGCUAGUGUUCUGCUGGUGUCAUUGCAGGACGAAAGGUGAAACAGCUUAAAAACAGAGAUUUAGCACAAGAAGAUAAAAAUGACCAAAGAUGGAAAAUGUGCUGCUACUAUUCGUAGGCGCAAAAUGAAACAUGGACCAGAAGAACUUGACCAGGCUAGAAACACAAAUAAACUUAACACCUCCAGCCUCCCUGAAGAUGAACAAAUAUACAAUAAGGAAGAAGAGGAGGGAUAUUUAUUUGAUGAUGAAAUACUGGGACCAUCAAUCAUAAAAACAAUUAUGUCAUCUGAGAGAAAGCUUUUCAGUGGUUUGAUAGCACUACGAAUUGUAAAUGCACUUUUUAUCCAGACAUCAUAUGUACCAGAUGAGUACUGGCAGUCCUUAGAAGUAUCACACAAUAUAGCUUUUGGUUAUGGAUACUUAACAUGGGAAUGGGUGCAUGGUUUACGUGGUUAUUUGUAUCCAUCAAUGUUUGCAGCUUUAUACAAAUUUUUAGCCAUAUUUGGUCUGGAUCACAGACUGCUAUUGAUAAAAUUACCAAGAGUCCUACAGGGUAUUUUUGCAGCAUGGGGUGAUUUGUACCUGUAUAAACUGAGCUGGAAGCUGGCAGACCGAGCUACAGCUCAGUGGACAUUAUUCUGUCAGAUAACCUCCUGGUUUACGCUUUACUGCUGUACCAGGACACUCACAAAUUCUAUGGAAUCUGUUUUAGUGACAGUAGCUCUGUAUUACUUUCCAUGGCCAAAUAUAAGAAGUGGGACAUGUGGGAAGAGGUCCAGCGCCUGGAAGUUUGUGAGUCUGGCUGUCUUGUCUGUGUUGAUUAGACCAACUGCUGCUAUAACCUGGAUCCUUAUGUGUUCCUGGCACAUACAAUUGAAUGCUUCUAAACUGUGGAAGACAAUCAAGGUUUAUGUCCAGUACGGAUCAGUCCUUCUACUAAUUAGUAUACUGGUAGACAGGAUUUUCUAUGGGGAGUGGAUUUUAGUUCAGUACAAUUUUCUGGAAUUCAAUGUACUCCAUGGUGGGUCAGCGUUCUAUGGCAGCCAUCCUUGGCACUGGUAUAUCACACAGGGCUAUCCUGUUGUCAUGGCAACACAUCUUAUACCAUUUUUGAUUGGUGGAUGGUACUCCAAACACAAAGUACUGCUGAUGUUGAUCAUAUGGAAUAUAUUUAUUUACAGUUUCCUAGCCCACAAGGAAUUCAGAUUUAUACUACAAAUUCUACCCAUAUCUAUGCAUUACUGUGGUGUCUUUUUUCAAACCUUGUGCAAGAAACCAUAUCUAAAGAAAAAGAAACACAAGACUGCAAAGACCUCUGAGAGCAACCAAAAAACGGGCAGCAAAGCAGGCACGGAGCAUGAACAAAAUCAGACUUCAGCAGAUUCUGUGGAAUCUAUAUUGGAAAAUACAACGCAGUCAGAAAAUAUUGAGACUCGAGACAUUCUUGGGAAUGUAGAAAGUACAACAAAAUUUCCAGUCAGUGCAGAAAAUGCAAGUGCUAGUGCACAGGUUGUACAGGAAAUGACUCACAAAAGCAACCUGCUGAAAGCCUGGAUCCUUGUGAUGGUGUUUCUUGUAGUUAAUAUUCCAGCUACUGUUUACUUUGGUCUCAUUCACCAGAGGGGGACAGUUGUUGUCAUGAAAUUUCUGUAUGAUGAGAGCUUUGAAAAAAAUAUGGAUGUUUUGUUUCUCAUGCCAUGUCACUCCACACCUUAUUACAGUUAUCUACAUAGAAACAUCUCUAUGAGGUUCCUGACCUGUGAACCAAACCUCUCCAAGAAGGAACACUAUAUAGAUGAGGCUGCUGAUUUUUACAACGAUCCUCUACACUGGCUAAAGAAAGAGUACCACUUUCAGAGGAAAUCCCCACCUAGUCAUAUUGUAUACUUUGAUAGAUUGAAGUCUGAGAUUUCAGAGUUUCUGACUCAGACAGGGUACAAUCACUGUGGGACUUUUUUCCACACACAUCUCCCUGAGGGGAGGGUAGGACACAAUGUGCUUGUUAGCUGUAGGUGAUAUAUACAAUGUUACCGGUAUAUUCAAAUUAUUUUGUGAUAUUUUUUUAGAAAGAAUUUUUUUCCUAUUUUUAUUUUUUAAUAUUUAUCAGUGAUGUUAGAUGAAAAGAAGUUUUAAGUUAUGUAACACA